AUGAGUUUAACAAUAAUACACAUAUUCUCAGUAUCUUUUUUGGGAUAUGAUAAUCUUUCCUUUGAUAAAGAAAUAACUUAUCCAGUGGAAUCAUAUUCAUCUCAAAAUUCGUUAGCUAGUGAUGAUUUUAAUAAUCAUACUUAUCUAGAUCUAGUAAUUGCAAAUUACAAUACAUCUACUAUAACUAUUUUUCUAAUAAGUAGGGAUGCUUUAUUUAUCAAUCAGACAUUAUAUUCUACUGGUUCGGAUUCAUUUCCAAGUUUAAUUUCUGUGAAUCAUUUCAAUAAUGACGCGAAAUUAGAUAUUAUAGUUACUAAUCCUGAUAGUAGUACUUUAGGUAUGUUUCUUGGAAGAAAUGAUGGUACAUUUGAAAAUAUGAUUAUCUUCUCAUUUGCAUAUGGAUCUCAUUCAUUUUCAAUUAUCGUUGGCGAUUUUAAUGAUGAUCACAAAUUGAACUUUGCCAUUGGAAAUGUUGACAGUAACACUUUAGAUAUUCUUCUGCAGACUUGUUGA
Messenger RNA from Adineta ricciae, 513 nucleotides. NCBI's taxonomy places the organism in Eukaryota, Metazoa, Rotifera, Eurotatoria, Adinetida, Adinetidae. The record is from the annotation of a GenBank genome assembly.